Notolabrus celidotus (New Zealand spotty) is the source of this 3239-nucleotide messenger RNA. RefSeq names its product SWI/SNF related, matrix associated, actin dependent regulator of chromatin, subfamily c, member 1b (gene smarcc1b). Gene Ontology annotation, cellular component: npBAF complex; SWI/SNF complex; nBAF complex. The coding region runs from base 89 to 2968 and encodes 959 amino acids. Gene Ontology annotation, molecular function: histone binding; nucleosomal DNA binding. The transcript has 28 exons. Lineage: Eukaryota; Metazoa; Chordata; Actinopteri; Labriformes; Labridae. The record is from RefSeq and is a predicted model, not a curated record. Gene Ontology annotation, biological process: positive regulation of DNA-templated transcription.
GAGAUAAUUCGAGAACGCACAAGCUAGCGAGCGCGCUAGCCAGUUUUGUUAUCCCGUUAUUAAAUAAUCUCAUAUAAUUUUGGCUACAAUGUCUGGAGGAACAAACCUCGGGAUUCCAGGCACGAGCCAAGCCCCCUCCUUGACAUCCGCAAACCGAAAAAAAGACAGCAGCCCGUCCGCCAGGUUCUGGGAGAGUGUGGAUACUUUAGCCCAGCUGGAGGUGGUGCGGCAGUGGAUCGGGAAACACUACAAAAAGUACGUGCUGCUGGAUGCUCCAUCGUGUCAGACUCUGGCUACAGUCAGCCUACAGCUUCUCCAGUUUCAAGAGGAAGCCUUUGGUAGACAAGCUGCUAGUCCUGUUCUCACCAAACUGCCUGCACAAUGCUUCCUGGACCUGCGGCCAGGUGGCGGACUCUGCCACAUCCUUGGCACUGCCCAUAAGUUCAAGGCUGAGCAAGGAUGGCGGAGGUUUGACUUGCAGAAUCCAUCCAGAACUGAAAGGAAUGUAGAGAUGUUUGGUUCAAUUGAAAGAGCGCUCAUCCAGAACAAUUGCAUGUACCCUCCUGUGGUGUAUCUGGACCCUAUGCUGGAUCAGGAGCUGGCUAGCAGACUUUCAGAUAUUGUCACCAAACACCAGGGUUCACUCACUGAGGACCGAACGCUCGCCAGUCACCACAUCCACCCCUCACCUGCUUCUAAGGAUGAAGAUGAAUGGAUGCGUCCUGUCAUGCGGAAAGACAAACAUGUCUUGGUACACUGGGGCAUGCACCCUGACAGUUAUGACAGUUGGCUGUCUUCCAGUGACGUUGAAGGAGAGGUUGAAGAGCCACCACAUUCAGAGAAGCCUUGGCGGGUCCAUGCCGGCUGGGUUCUGGACACAGACGUUUUCAACGAAUGGAUGACCGAGGAGGACUACUGUGUGGACGAAAGGAAUGUACCUGUCAUUCUCCGCCGGCGGAUUCACCUUAGAGAUGACCAGGAAUCCAAAUCCACCCCAGUCAAGAAGAGAAGACGCUCUCCAUCUCCUCCCCCGACUGAGAGCAGGAAGAAAGGGAAAAAGGGGAGAAGGCGUGGACAACAGGAGGAAGAGCCAGAGGAGGAUUUGACUAAAGACAUGGAGGACCCUACCCCUGUUCCCAACAUGGAGGAGGUUAUUCUGCCCAAAAAUGUCAACCUGAAGAAGGACAGUGAAAAUACUCCUGUCAAAGGAGGCACCAUGGCAGACCUGGAUGAUCAAGAUGAUGACUUCCCCGGAAGGGAAGAAGAAGAAGGGAGAGGGGAGAUACCUCGCCUGUCAGAAGCAGAGGAAAGCAUCCCAGAGCAGACCCAUCAUAUCAUAAUCCCAAGCUACACGUCGUGGUUCAACAACAACAGUGUUCACUCCAUAGAGAAACGUGCAUUGCCUGAGUUCUUCAGCGGAAAGAAUAAGUCCAAGUCUCCAGAGAUCUACCUGGCGUACCGUAACUUCAUGAUCGACACAUACCGCUUAAACCCUCAGGAAUACCUGAGCUCGACGUCUUGCCGGCGCAACCUCACCGGAGACAUCUGCGCUCUCAUGAGGGUUCAUUCAUUUUUGGAGCAGUGGGGUUUGAUAAACUACCAGGUGGAUGCAGAGAGCCGACCCCUCCCCAUGGGACCCCCCCCCACCCCACAUUUCAACGUACUGGCAGACACGCCGACUGGGCUGGCCCCCCUACAACACAAACCUCUGCAGGUUUCAGCCUCGCAACACAUGUUGUAUUUCCAAGAGAAGAGCAGAGAGAAGCCCCCAGACUCCCAGAACUUUGGCCUUCGCUCUGACAUCUACGCCAGAAAACACCCAAAGACUAAAGGAGCAAGUGCAGGAAGGGAAUGGACAGAACAAGAGACGCUCUUGCUAUUAGAGGCCUUAGAGGUCUACAGGGACGACUGGAACAAAGUCUCUGAACAUGUGGGCUCCAGAACACAGGACGAGUGUAUCCUCCACUUCCUUCGUCUGCCGAUAGAAGACCCUUACUUGGAAGACUCUUCGGCCUCCCUCGGCCCGCUGGCAUACCAGCCCGUGCCUUUCAGCCAAUCUGAAAACCCCGUCAUGAGCACCGUGGCCUUCCUUGCGUCUGUGGUGGACCCACGGGUAGCAUCGUCCGCAGCGAAAGCCGCACUGGAGGAAUUUUCAAGAACGCAGGAGGAGUCAGGGGAUAAGAUCUCUGAAACAUCCAACCAGCCUGAAAAAUCAGAAUUGAUGGAUGCAGAAAAAUCAGAGACAAACUCCACAUCCCUUCAGGUCCCUCUAAGAGCAGAUGGGCUCAAGAUAGAACCCAGUGGGGCCAAAGUUGAAGGAGUCAAAAGAGAAAAUGCUGAAAAUAUCCUUACAGAAGAGGGAGAUGGAGGGGGGGAUGACGAGGAAAGCGUUGGGCCGCGGGAGGCAGAUGGGGAUGAGGGGAGGGUGAUGGAGCAGGAUCUGGUGGAGGCCACCGUUGCCACGGCAGCAGCAGCUGCUCUGGCCUCAGCUGCAACUAAGGCCAAGCACUUGGCCGCAGUGGAAGAGAGGAAGAUCAAGUCCCUGGUGGCUCUGCUAGUGGAGACCCAGAUGAAGAAGUUGGAGAUCAAACUGAGGCACUUUGAGGAGCUGGAAACCAUCAUGGACCGCGAGAAAGAGGCUCUGGAGCAGCAGCGGCAGCAGCUUCUGACGGAGAGACAGACGUUCCACACAGAGCAGCUGAAACAGGCAGAGAUGAAGGUUCGCCAGCAGAGGGAGCAGCAGGGGCAGCAGGGGCAGCCGGGACAGCCAGGAUUCACGGUGCAGCACUCAGGCCAAGCCGUGCCAAACAGGAUGAUCCCCGCCGGAGGGAACCCCCAGACAAUGGCCCCUCGACAUCCUGGAGCUCCCAAUGGCAUGUACUCUAUUGCAGAUCCGUCCUCGCAGCCUGAUGGGAUAGCAGCAGCAGCAGCAGCUCAGCCUGGUCCAACAGCAUCAAGCCACAACUGAAUUCACCAGAAAACCACAAACACACACGCAAACACACACAAAUAUGUAACACUGACAAAGGUGUUCAGGAGCAACUGCUAAACAUUUGACAUGUGUAACUGUUCAGUUGUCCUUUUGUUUAUAGACAUACAAGCACAGACACAGUUGACGUGAAUUUCUGUUUAUUGGCUCAGUCUGUUUUAUCUGUGAAAUAUUUGUGCUCUGAUGUCAGAGUUGAGAAAUCUGAAGAUUAAACUCAGCUCAUUAAAGUUUAUCUUAUGUUCUUUUCCAA